AUGACUCUUCAACUGCAAGAACCUUCUCAGGGUUUACAUCCCGUCACAUCUAAUCCAACACACCAGAAAAUGAAGCUUUCUUCGAAAAUAGGUAAACUUUUUGGCGUGGGUGUUUCGUCAUCUUCUUCUACUGCUACGAGUCUGAAGAGACAGAUUUCAUCUUCUUCGAAAUCACCUUUAGUGUCUCCGACUGCUUCUCCUGGGUUGUCGCCCUCUCCUGGUUCUGGUUCUGGUCCCUCAAGAAGACCUGCAUCUCCAGCUCCGUUAUUGUUGUCCUCCAAUGAUGCCCAAGGCAAUAGUGGGUUAAGCCUAAGUCAAACAGACUCUUCAACCUCUCUAUCACUGAAAAAUAUCACUACUGCUACCAACAAUAAUACUAAUAAUAGUCAUACUGAACUUGAUUUGGUUCCAGAUAAUGCAGAAUUGUCUCAUAAUGCUCAUAGAUUGUUUUCGUUGUCUAAUAUGGCAUCUUCAAUACGAUCCCCAAAUGUUUCUCGACAGAACUCCACUAAACAGCAACAAAAACCAACUCCUACGUCUUCAGCUCAUACAUCUUCUGUGCAAACUUCAAGAAAGAAUAGUAUUUCUGAGCGGAAGAAUAGUGUUUCUGAUAGAAAAAAUAGUAUAACCGAACGUGAAACAAGAGGAAGUAUAUCGGAUAGAAAGUCUAGUGUUGGUUCGGAAAGAAAGGGGUCAUCUUCAAGUAUUAGUGUUUUAAUUUCUUCUGUUACUUCACAGCCUGCCAAUAAGUCAUCCACUUCUUUAAAUGGUUCGGACUCACCACAACAACCUCCUAUUCCAGUUGCGAGGUCUUCCUCGCUGAAGAGAAUUCUCCCAGGUAAGAAAAGUGUAUCACCCAAACCAAGUGGAACAACUGGAGGCAUAGUAACUACUAAUCCCAAUACAUUAUCUUCUAUAAUUUCCAAUGAUUCUAAAUCUAGCGGGCUACUUGAAUCGAAUAAUAAUGAUGUUGAGAAUAAUAAUAAUAAUAAUAUUAAGUCCACAACUGCAUCUACUUCUGUUUUAUCACCGCAACCUCAGAAACACAUCAAUUCUCCUCCAUCGCAACCAUCAUCUCAUUUGUCUUCAACUACUCUGGUGAAUAAGCUAAGAUUCAAAAUGCACCCAGACGGUAACCAUGAACACAACCUUAGAUACGCCAAAAGACAAGAGAAGCUUACAAAUAUGCUUAAGGACUUUUUGGGAGCUAAGAAACUUCGUGAUGAGGCCAAAUCUGCAUUACCCAGUAUUUUCAGUGGUAGUAACGUUGAUUCAACCAAGUCUCAAGUGCCCAAUGGGGUCAACAAUGGACCUCCAACGUUAUUUGCUGGACUAGUUAAACAGGUGAAGAAUCGUCAAAAUGAAGACAAUACUUCUGCAUCUGAUACCCGUGUAAUUGCUGGAAUUUUAAGUGAGAAUGGAUCCAAAUCAAUGGAGAAGGUUGUAAGUGGAACAUCAAGUGCCAAUGAUUGUCGAUCAUUUUUAGAGAAGUAUGGACGAUGUCAAGAAGUAAUUGGUAAAGGGUCAUUUGGAGUUGUUCGGGUAGCUCAUAAGAAAGUUGGUCCUGGAGAAGGUAACCGAGGAGAAGAAAUUCUCUAUGCCGUUAAGGAAUUUAAAACCCGAGCUAACGAAGGAGAAAAGAAGUAUCAUCGUCGUUUGACGAGUGAAUUUUGUAUUUCAUCUUCAUUAAAGCAUUUGAACAUUAUCGAUACCCUUGACCUACUUAAAGAUGCUAAGGGAGAAUAUUGUGAAGUUAUGGAAUAUUGUGGAGGUGGAGAUUUAUUUUCUGUUAUUGUUGCAGCUGGUAAAUUGGAAUAUGCCGAAGCAGAUUGUUUCUUUAAACAAUUAAUACGAGGUGUGGUAUACAUGCAUGAAAUGGGGGUUACUCAUAGAGAUUUAAAACCAGAGAAUUUACUACUUACAACCCAAGGAGUACUUAAGAUCACAGAUUUUGGUAAUGGAGAAUGUUUCAAAAUGGCGUGGGAGAAUGAUAUUCAAUUUUCUGAAGGAGUUUGUGGAUCUUCGCCUUAUAUUGCGCCUGAAGAAUUUGUAUUAAAAUCGUUUGACCCCAGAGGCGUUGAUAUUUGGGCUUGUGGAGUUAUUUAUAUGGCCAUGAGAACCGGUAGACAAUUAUGGCAAGUAGCCAAUCCUAAGGAAGAUGAAUUUUAUGAGGAAUAUUUGGCAAAGCGGAAGGAAGCAAGUGGAUAUGAACCAAUUGAAAACUUGAAACGGGCAAGAUGCAGAAACGUUAUUUAUUCUAUAUUGGAUCCAAUUCCUGAUAGAAGAAUCACUGGUAAGCAGAUUCUUAAUAGUGAAUGGGGCAGAGAAAUCAAAGUAUGUGAUGCUGGUGAAGGAAAAUUAGAUCAUCAUGAUUCAAAGAUAUAUUUAUAG
Molecule: messenger RNA, 2391 nt
Organism: Lizanozyma spartinae
Lineage: Eukaryota; Fungi; Ascomycota; Pichiomycetes; Serinales; Debaryomycetaceae
Gene: SAT4
Product: serine/threonine protein kinase
Exons: 1
Coding region: 1-2391 (796 amino acids)
Biological process (GO): protein phosphorylation; intracellular signal transduction; intracellular monoatomic cation homeostasis
Molecular function (GO): ATP binding; protein serine/threonine kinase activity
Source: RefSeq, a predicted model, not a curated record